Hymenoscyphus albidus is the source of this 1808-nucleotide messenger RNA. Lineage: Eukaryota; Fungi; Ascomycota; Leotiomycetes; Helotiales; Helotiaceae. The record is from the annotation of a GenBank genome assembly.
UUUGAAGAUUAGAGAGAACCAACUUUUUGCGCCCCGCAACAUUCGAUAUCCAACACAAUACACGAUGCCUACAGCUACCACUGUAGCUACGGCGGGCAAGUCUGCCAAACGCAAGAGAGUUUCGUCGGAAAAGAAACCAAUAAAACGGGCACGGUCAGAAAGCAGCGACGAAGAGGAAGAUACCCAGGCGCAAAUACUUCUACUGGAGAAUGAGAUAUUCGAGUCGAAAAAGAACUACAACAACAUCGCCAAAUUAAUCAAAAUAUUCACGUCGGAAAAGGAAGAUCCCGACGAUUCAGUGGUUGCUGCCAUUUCGCUAUGCCGGGUUUUCACAAGAUUGUUGGUCGCGGGAGAUCUGGAAUCCAAGGCCAAAGCCAGCGAGAAGGAGUUGAUUGUUGCGAAAUGGCUGAGAGAACGGUAUUCGGAAUACAAAUUGGCAUUGCUUGAUCUUCUGGGGGAAGAAGGAAUCAGUGCUACGGCAUUGACUCUAUGUAUGCGUCUAUUGAAGACAGACGGCGAGACUGUUCGAAAUAAUCAGGAUUACCAGUUCCCUAGCACUUUCCUUACAGGAAUUGUGCGAACCUUGCUGAGGCCAGAGAGCGAAGCAAGUACGCGGAAAGAAUUCAGUGAGAAAUUCGUCGAGGAGUAUGACGAUAUUCGGUUCUAUACUUUCGAAGCAAUUCAGUAAGUAACCAAGGUUAGUUUCGCUGGCCAUGCCUAACCAUUUUGCAGAAAGAUCUCGACGAACUCUUCAAUUGCAACCUCGACCCAGUUAUUUGACAAUAUCCUCGAGAUUCUGACGACGAUCGAAUCCGUUCCUGAAUCAAAUGAUGAGCUCGAAGACUUCUAUAUACCGGCUCCCCAAAAGAAAACGCAUGCCCUCCAUUCCCUUUCACAGCAUAAGAAACGGGCACAAACGGCCUGGCUUGCCUUGAUGAAUAUGGAAAUGGACAAGGAACAGAGGAAAUCGAUCUUAAGAAUCAUGUCAGAAUCAAUUGCGCCUUGGUUCCUUAAGCCAGAACUGUUGAUGGAUUUCUUAUCGGAUUGCUAUGAUACUGGUGGAUCGACCUCAUUAUUGGCGCUAUCUGGAGUCUUCUAUUUGAUUCAAGAGAAAAAUCUGGACUACCCCUCAUUUUACCGAAAGCUAUAUUCUUUACUUGACUCGGAAAUAUUACAUUCGAAGCACCGAUCGAGGUUCUUCCGACUCAUGGACACUUUCCUAGGGUCAUCCCAUCUCCCAGCUGUUCUGGUUGCAAGCUUCAUCAAAAGACUCGCGAGGCUGACACUUUACGCCCCACCAUCGGGGAUUGUGGCUGUCGUUCCUUGGAUUUACAAUUUGUUCAAGAAGCACCCUUCAUGCACGUUCAUGAUCCAUCGGGUACCCAGAACGAAUGAAGAGAAAGUGAAUUUUGAGACGAUGGGUGCGGUAGACCCGUUUGAUAUGGACGAGGAGGACCCAAUGGAAACAAAUGCGAUUCAAAGUAGUAUUUGGGAGAUCGCCACAUUGCAGUCUCACUAUCAUGCAAAUGUUGCUACGCUCACAAAGAUUAUUUCCGAGCAAUUCACUAAGCAUGCUUAUAAUCUGGAGGACUUUCUCGAUCAUUCUUAUGGAAGUGUACAUUGCCCCUUCUCUUAGGAAGAGAGAAUUGUCUGCUAAUAAUGGAUAGAUGAUUGAGUCAGAGUUGGGCAAGGACGUCAAGAAGGUGCCAGUUGUAGAAUAUGAGAUACCCAAAAGAAUCUUCCUCGAGCAAAAUGCGGAGUUGGGUCUGGAGGAUAGCUUGUUGGUGAAGCUAUGGGACUUUAGUUGA